AUGGAGCUCCCAAGGACUGAACAACUGAACCUGCAAGCAAGUCCAUCCGAGAUCGAGGAAUGGGUUGAACGAUUCGCGCUGUGGUGCAGCAUCCGCAAAGGUGGUGCACAGAAUCAGUCAGCUCUAUUUUUUACUGCUGAUGGCCGUAACCUGUACUCCCUGUUGAGAAACCUGGCGUUCCCUGAGGCUCCAGCCAAACUACUAUACGAGUCCCUGAAAUCGCUGCUGCUCAACCACCUGCUGCCCACUGAAUUCCAAGCACAUGAAAGGGCCAAAUUCAACUCCAUGAUUCAUGCCGAUCUUGUUUCCUGCCGUGAAUUCAUCCUGCAGCUGAACAAACAAGCAUCACGCUGCAACUAUGGUGAUCGCCUGGAAGAACAAAUGUGUGACCGCUUGGUGGCAGGCAUCAAUAAUCUGACUCUUCAAUGA
Molecule: messenger RNA, 429 nt
Organism: Echinostoma caproni
Lineage: Eukaryota; Metazoa; Platyhelminthes; Trematoda; Plagiorchiida; Echinostomatidae
Source: the annotation of a GenBank genome assembly